Panicum virgatum (switchgrass) is the source of this 1717-nucleotide messenger RNA. RefSeq lists its product as uncharacterized. The record is from RefSeq and is a predicted model, not a curated record. Bases 341 to 1258 code for a protein of 305 amino acids. The transcript has 2 exons. NCBI's taxonomy places the organism in Eukaryota, Viridiplantae, Streptophyta, Magnoliopsida, Poales, Poaceae.
UGCUACGGCUAUCAAGGAGCUACCAGACAACAUCCCUAAUCUGCCCCAGCUUAGGCGAUUGCUUCUCAGGGGCGUUCCUUCCCUGAGACGAUUCCCUUGGCAUAAGCUGCAUAGAUUCCCAGAUGUGUUUUGCUUGGAUCAAUGCUCAUCAGAUGGAACUGUUAAUCAUGAUUGCAGUACUCCACAAGUUGCUCAGGUGUGCAUAAGUGAUUCCAGAUUGUUUUAUAGCUUCAAUGAUGCCACCAAGGAUUUAGUAAGGGGUGGAAGAAUUUUGAAAUCUUUCCAUGUUCAAAUUACAUCAUGCAAGGCCAUAACUAGGAAGAUACAGGAUGAAGAGGACAUGGUGAAAACCAACAAGGUUCAUGCGUCAUUGGCAGCCUAUGCUGAUGUAAACCAUCGCUAUCUGACAGAUGGAGUCUCGAUGGUGUCAAUGGAUGACGUGCCUCCCUUUCGGGAGACUGAGCGUCACGUGGAGAUCUCAGCAGUGGAGCGGUAUCCCCAUGGUCUGAAGUAUCUUCUAGAAGUCACUAAAUCAAUUAGCAUGUCAGACGAUACUCACGUCUCCUACCUCAAUGAUCUGAGUCGUUUGAAUAUGCUGGAGGAAUGCAAGCUCCAGCGAUGUCAUCGGGUGGUGCAUGUCUUUAAUGAUCUGUUUUGGCUACGGUGGAGUCUGGAGAAUGCACAUGUCUCUUAUCUCAAAAGUCUGACACAUUUCUACAAAGAAUCGUAUUUUGAUAAUGAUUUCCGUGCACUAAAGCACCUCCGGCUGGAGCAUUGCCCGAGGUUGGAAGGCGUCAUGCCACGUGGAUCUGCGCUGCCAAGUCUCGUGACGCUCGACAUCCUCUUCUGCUACAAUCUCAAGGUAAUUUUCUACUACAAUAACAAGUGGUCUUCUAGUUUCAAGCUCCCAUGUCUUCGGAGGAUACACCUCCAGGAGCUGCCCCUGCUGGAGCAUUUUCGCGACGACGACGCCGUCCUGGCCGCGCCUGCGUGGGAGGAGCUCCACGUCCGCGGGUGCUGGAGCUUGCGCCGCCUCCCGCGCCUCAUCGACCGACGACCAGGCAAGAAGGCCGUGACGGUGAGCGGGGAGAGGGCCUGGCGGACCAAGCUCCGCUGGACGACCGGGAUGACUCGCACCGCGGCAGCUACGAGCCCAGGCUUCCCCCGGCAUCCGCCUCCAUCCGCGAGCGCGUCAUCAUCAAGACCUACCUCAGGUGAAGGAACUGAGCCAUGCCCAAGCCGCAAGCUCAUCCAGUGACACAAGACCACAGCAUCCUCUCCGCCCCACUCCAGAGUUUCACCAUGCCCGCCCGUCCGCGUGUGAAACUUGGUGUGUCUGUUUUAAUUUGUUCGUCCAAAGUUUCUCCAGUUUCCAAAUAAGAGGUUUGGUUUGUCUGCUGGCUGCUUCAUCGUCCGGCCGGCGCAUCCAAGCAGUGUGACAGCAGCUCAACCAGAUUGCAGUGUUUGAUGCUUCAACAUGUGUUUUCUAGUGUUGUGUGUGCUUGCUGCGAUCAGUUCGUGCAGUGACAUCGAUUUGCUUGCCCGUGUGAAACUUGGUGUGUCUGUUUUAAUUUGUUCGUUCUCAUUCCUAAUCAGUGGAUUAUGAAUUGGUAUGUAACUGAAUUAUAUUACUACUUGUGUGCGUUUGCUGCAGUACGUGUUGUUGAACUUGCUGUUAUUAUUUGAUUAUAUAUAUAUGGAUUGAAUUGGUAUGUAA